Molecule: messenger RNA, 1215 nt
Organism: Colletotrichum siamense
Lineage: Eukaryota; Fungi; Ascomycota; Sordariomycetes; Glomerellales; Glomerellaceae
Gene: nse2
Product: E3 SUMO-protein ligase nse2
Exons: 2
Coding region: 1-1215 (404 amino acids)
Biological process (GO): double-strand break repair via homologous recombination; protein sumoylation
Cellular component (GO): nucleus; Smc5-Smc6 complex
Molecular function (GO): SUMO ligase activity; zinc ion binding
Source: RefSeq, a predicted model, not a curated record
AUGCCGGUCCUCGAACGCCGCAGGCCGGCCCAGCGCCGCCCCGAACGACAGGUCGUGGACGACGACGACGUCGACCUCCCGCCCUACGAGCCCCUCGCGUGCCCCCUCACAGACCAAGCCAAGCGCGCCAUCUUAGAGCUCUCCAACAGCCGCGACGUCCACCGCUACGCAUCCCACAUCAAGCAGUCCAUCUCGAACCUCAGCCAGAGCGUCGCCGAGGUCAACGACGCCACCCGCGACCGCCACGAGCAGCUCCGGCGCAUCGCCACGAAGCGUGCCGAGUCGGACAGCAGCCAGGAAAAGUCGCAGCGCGAGGAGCAGGUCGAGGCGCACGCCGCCGCCCUGGACGCCGAGGUCCCCGGUCUCACGAGGGACGUCGAGGCCGCCCUGCGCGACCUGCUCGACAGGCAGGCGCAGGUCGAGGACGACAAGAAGGCGCUGGCGGAGACGGCGGACUACUUCCAGACUCUCCCUGCCGCGCCGGCGAGGGCCCGACGGAGACGGCAGCAGAAUGGAGACGAGGACGAGGAGGGAGACACCCAGAUGGAGGAUGAGGCGCCGCCGCCCGAGCAAUCCGUCAUCGACACCCUGCGUCAGCACCGGGCCGACAAGGCGCGGGAGUACCAGAACCUCAACGUCUACCAGCGCUACGCCCUCAACAACGACUAUGCCGGCUUCAAGAAGCUGCUGCACGACGCCGUACACGGCGACUCGGGCCCCACGCUGCCCAAUGCCAAGCGGUGGUUCGACGACGAGGGGAACCCCGUGAUGCCUCGUAUGGCCGGUGCUGCUCAAAAUAUUAAGGACGAGGGGGGCGCAGCGGACGACGAGGACGAGGACGAGGACCUGGUCAUUGCCGGCGAGAUCCGCGAUUACAGGUGUCCGUUGUCGAUGCAAGAGUUGAAGGAGCCCUUUAGCAACCGCGUCUGCAACCACACGUACGAGAAGCAGUGGAUCACGGAGAUGUUGAACAAGGCACCAAACAGGCGCGCACAGUGUGUCGUGGCCGGCUGUUCCAAGGAAUUCGGUGUGGAUGACUUUUACGACGACAACGUGAUCCUGCGCAAGAUGAAGCGCGCCCAGGAGUUGCAGCGGCUCGAAGAGGAGGAGGGCAGCAGCAGUCCAGACGAGGACGCCGAUGAAGACGCCCGGCGCCAGGUCAAACGAGAAAGGAGAAAGCGCAAGGUCGAGGCGAUUGACGACGAUGACGAGUGA